Amblyraja radiata (thorny skate) is the source of this 870-nucleotide messenger RNA. Its product is annotated as proproteinase E-like. The record is from RefSeq and is a predicted model, not a curated record. The coding region runs from base 1 to 870 and encodes 289 amino acids. Gene Ontology annotation, biological process: proteolysis. The transcript is spliced from 8 exons. Lineage: Eukaryota; Metazoa; Chordata; Chondrichthyes; Rajiformes; Rajidae. Gene Ontology annotation, molecular function: serine-type endopeptidase activity.
AUGAUGGAAGCCCUCCUCAUCCUCCUGCUUGUGGCGGGUGCCAAUGCCUGUGGAAAUCCCACCUAUCUUCCAUACACCAGGGUAGUCAAUGGAAUCAAUGCAAGACCAUAUAGCUGGCCCUGGCAGGUUUCCUUGGAAGUGAAUAGGGGGACGUAUUAUUCCCACACCUGUGGAGGAAGCCUCAUUGACAGUAACUGGGUGGUAACUGCAGGUCACUGCAUCAGCUCAGGCCGCUCUUACCGUGUGGUACUUGGUGAGUACAACAGGAGCAUGGAUGAAGGUCCAGAAGAGGUGAUAGAUGCAGCAAAGAUCUUUGUUCACCCUCAGUGGGAGCCUAGCUGCCUGGCCUGCGGGAAUGACAUUGCUCUUAUCAAACUUACAAAACCGGCAACUCUGAGUGACAAGGUCAAGCCAGCUUGUAUUCCUCCAGCCGGUGAGAUAUUUGAAAAUGGCUUUCCCUGCUUCGUCACUGGAUGGGGCAGACUCUACACCGGUGGCCCCACUGCAGCAGAGUUGCAACAAGCACUACUGCCAAUUGUUGACCAUCAGACGUGCAAGCAAGUUGACUGGUGGGGGAACAGUGUGAGAACUACCAUGGUUUGUGCCGGAGGGUAUGAGAAGUCUGGCUGUAACGGAGACUCUGGUGGCCCUUUGAAUUGCCAAGGCGCUGAAGGAUUGUGGUACGUUUUUGGUGUAGUCAGCUUCGGGUCAAGUAGAGGUUGCAACACCCCUCAAAAACCCACAGUCUUCACCCGGGUGUCUGCUUUCAACUCUUGGAUAGCUUCGCUCUGUCCUUACUUCGACUCCUGGCACCCGAAGACCAACCACAUCGACUCCUGGUGCGGCGAGGACCCGAGCAGCGAGGCCUAG